AUGGUCUCUGCCCGCAAGAACAUUGUAACACGCAACUAGACAAGACAAGGACCAACAACUUCGCUCUCUACAACUCCCCAGUCGAGUUAAUUAGCUCUCGCGUCGCCAUGAAUCACAAUGCCGCAAUGAAGCUGUCGGGGCUGCUAUUGAGGCAGGUAGGCCGUGGGGCCCUCUCGACAUCCACAUUCCGUGCUUUUGCUACAGAAGGCUCGAGGCAUCCAGGAGGCGGCCUCGCGUGGCUUGGAGCUCCGAUGGCAGGAACUCGAACUAAGGCCACUCUGGCAUCUCCCGAUGCCAAGGAAUCUGAGAAGGCAGCGGUGCUGCCGAGUUCUGCUGUCAGCUCGGACUCGGCCAGCAAGGCCAUUGUCAGCUACUGGGGGAUCGCUCCGCCGAAGGUGACCAAGGAAGAUGGCUCGGCUUGGAAGUGGAACUGCUUCAGGCCAUGGGAAGCUUACACGGCAGACGUAUCGAUUGAGGUGGAGAAGCACCACGCUCCCAAAACUUUCAUGGACAAAUUCGCUUACUACACCGUCCAAACUCUCAAAAUCCCAGUUGGACUCUUAUUUCAGAGACGCCAUAUGUGCCAUGCCAUGCUAUUGGAGACCGUAGCCGCAGUCCCCGGAAUGGUCGGAGGGAUGCUCCUUCACUGCAAGUCCCUCCGGCGCUUUGAGCACAGUGGGGGCUGGAUCAAGGCCCUGUUGGAGGAGGCCGAGAACGAGCGGAUGCACCUGAUGACCUUCAUAGAGGUGGCCCGGCCCAAGUGGUACGAGAGGGCCCUCGUGUUUGCAGUCCAGGGCGUCUUUGUCAACGCGUACUUCCUCGCAUACGUGAUCUCCCCAAAACUCGCCCACCGCAUCGUCGGUUACCUGGAGGAGGAGGCCGUGAUCUCCUACACCGAGUUCCUCAAGGACCUGGACAAUGGGACAUUCGAAAACAUGCCCGCUCCAGCUAUCGCCAUCGACUACUGGCGUUUGCCCCCGGACUCGACCCUCAGGGAUGUGAUCGUGGUGAUCCGAGCUGAUGAGGCGCAUCACCGCGAUCUCAACCACUAUGCAUCGGACAUACAAUGCCAAGGGCAGGAGCUAAAGCAAGCCCCUGCUCCAAUUGGGUAUCACUGAUUGUGGAAAAGUUGACGUGGGAUUACGGAGUUAAUUAUUAGCUUCGUAUUAAUUUUUAAUUUCUUUUUUCAUCUGUGAUGUCUUGUAAAGAGUUGUCAAUAUUGUUUUAUUCUUUGUUCUCAUGAAUAAAAAGCCGUUGCGUAGGCUUUUAUUCUCAGGUAUUUAUCAAUUGAUAUCAAUAGGAACUUGUACAAACAUGUGUAUGUGUAAUGAGUGUGAACCAUAAUACAUUCGACCAGUUGAAGGCAAUUUAUUCA
Messenger RNA from Punica granatum (pomegranate), 1375 nucleotides. The record is from RefSeq and is a predicted model, not a curated record. NCBI's taxonomy places the organism in Eukaryota, Viridiplantae, Streptophyta, Magnoliopsida, Myrtales, Lythraceae.